GUCCUCAAUCUGACAAGAACACCCAGACCUUCAGGACCCUCUACAUCCCCCCCAGGACCUGACAACACCCUUCAGGACACCAAGUCCCUUCUGGACCCUCCUCAUCCCCUCCUGACCGUCCAACAUGGACCCAAAGCGUUGGUCCUACAGCUCGCAGCAGCAGAGUCGCCUCAGGAGACAGCGGACAAAGAGAGAGUGGAGACCGCUGGAGGACCGGAGCUGCACCGACCUGCCCUGGUUCCUCCUGUUCACCGUCUUCUGUGUCGGAAUGGGAAGCAUCUGUGGUUUCACCAUCGUGACCGGCGGCGCCGCCCGCCUGGUGUUUGGAUACGACAGCUACGGGAACACGUGCGGUCGACACAACGAGCAGAUCGAAGGCGUGAGGCUCAGCGGCCUCGACCACAGAGACAGGAAGUUUGUCUUCUUCCUGGAUCCCUGCAACGUGGACAUCGUUCAGAGGAAGAUCAAGUCCAUGGCCUUGUGUGUGUCUCUGUGUCCGAGCGAGGAGCUGAAGACGUACCAGGACCUGAAGACGUUUGCCAUGCUCAACGGUUCUGAGCUGUGUUCCUACGAGUUAGCGGCUCAUAAAUAUCCUGGUCUACCUGAGAGGUUCUCUAAAUGUCCCAGACUUCCUGUUCCACCCAGUAAGCCGUUGCCGGUGUUUAACCGCUGCACUCCGAUGGAUAUUUCCUGUUACACGAAGUUUGCAGAGGCCGUGGUGACGUUUGUGGGAGACAGCAGUUUUCUGCACCGACUGAUUGCUGGCGUCGCUGCGAGUAAAGAAAUCAUCGUGGGACUGUGCGUGCUGGCGCUGGUCCUCUCCAUGCUCCUCAUGGUGAUCAUCAGAUACAUCUCUGCCGUCCUCGUCUGGAUCCUCACCUCUCUGGUUGUCCUCGGAUCGCUCGCCGGAACCAGCGUUCUCUGGUGGCUCUACAUCGACCACCGGCUGUACGGAAACGACACCUCCCCCAAAGUGCGGAAGGAGGCGAGAGAAGAGGGGGGGAUGCCUAGAGACAGCAGUCAGGCGCUGCUCGUCUACGCUGUCGCCGCCACUGUCUUCACCAUCAUCCUGCUGCUGCUGAUGCUCUUCAUGAGGAAACGAGUGGCGCUGACCAUCGCCCUGUUCCACGUGGCAGGAAAAGUCUUCAUCCACCUCCCCCUCCUCACCCUGCAGCCCUUUGUCACCUUCCUCGCCCUCCUGCUCUUCUGGAUCUACUGGAUCCUGGUCCUGCUUUUCCUGGGAACCAGUGGAAACCCGGUCCAGAAUGAGGAGACAGGUUUGACAGAGUUCAGACUGACAGGUCCUCUUCAGUACCUCAUCUGGUAUCAUGCCGUGGGUCUGGUCUGGAUCAGUGAGUUCAUCCUGGCCUGUCAGCAGAUGACUGUGGCUGGAGCUGUGGUCACCUACUACUUCACCAGGGACAAGAACCGUCUCACGAUGACCCCGAUCCUGUCGUCUGUCGGGAGGCUGGUCCGGUACCACUUAGGCACCGUCGCUAAAGGAUCCUUCAUCAUCACGCUGGUCAAGAUCCCUCGACUCAUCCUCAUGUACAUCCACAACCAGCUGAAAGGAAAGGAGAACGUCUGCGCUCGCUGUCUGCUGAAGACGUGCAUCUGUUGCCUGUGGUGUUUGGAGAAGUGCCUCAACUAUCUCAAUCAGAAUGCAUAUGCAGCCACAGCGAUCAACGGCACCAGUUUCUGCACGUCUGCCCGCGACGCCUUCGUGAUCCUGGUGGAGAACGCUCUGCGUGUCGCCACAAUCAACGCCAUAGGAGACUUUGUGCUCUUCCUUGGGAAGGUCCUGAUUGUGACAUCGACAGCAUUCGCCGGCGUCCUCCUCCUCAACUACCAGAGGGAUUAUGCCGAGUGGCUUCUGCCGCUCAUCAUCGUGUGUCUCUUCUCCUUCCUGGUGGCGCACUGCUUCCUGUCCAUCUUUGAGAUCGUGGUGGACGUCCUAUUCCUCUGCUUCGCCAUCGACACCAAGUACAACGAUGGAACUCCAGGAAAAGAGUUCUUCAUGGACAAAGCUCUGAUGGAGUUCGUGGAGAGCAGCCGGAGGUUGGAGCGGGUGGAGCGUGGGCGGAGCCGGGUGAAGGAGGCGGUGUCUGAGGGGGCAGAGAUGAAGCCCAUGAGAGGAAGGACGCAGCAGAUGUCUUCCCGGAUUCUGGUCAAAAAACACUGAGCCACUGUCAUCAUCUGGAGGUCCAGCAGAGGGCGCUCUGUGAGUCUGCUGCGUCUCAGCUUCUCCUCAUGUUUAAAAUACGUCCAGGCGGAGGUCAUGGGGUCAAGAGGUCACAAACUCUCCGGUCGUGACACAUUUGAAAUGUGAUGCUUGACUCAUGACCUUCAGUCCUGCUGGUUUUAAACACCUUACUACCCAUAAUGCUCUGCUCUCACCCCUGUGGCCCUGGUGUUUUGUGUUUCAGGCUCCGGGGACGAGUUCAGCUUGACCAAAAUCAGAGGGAAUAAAAACGAGAGACAUUCCAGAAGUUUAUUUUUCCAGGUGUAACAUGUUUACUAUGGUUUCACUCCAGGGAAAACAAUAUUUUAAUAAGAAACUGUAAAAACGUAACGAUGACGCACUUUAUACCGAAGCGCUGCAGAUUUUAAACCUGCUGAUGCAUUUUUUCGUAGUGAUGUCGUUUUUUAUAAACUCACCCUGAACUCAUUGCUCACAGUUUGAUUUUGUUCUGGAGAAACCUGCUGGUUGCUGACACGCACCUGGACUCCAUGUUGGAUCUGGAGCAUUGUGAUGUCAUCAGAGGGGCGGAGUCUGUGCACAGGACCUGCAGCCAUAAAGCUCUGCGUCUUAUUGGUGGAUAGAUACAGAUAAAUAAUCAUUAGAUGAGACUGGGCCGUCAGUAAAGUAAUCAUAAUAUCUUAUCUUUUAUCUUAAUACCAGAUUGUACAAGUACUACAAAUAGGUCUUUUUUCUGCAGUACUAUAGUCAACCCUCAAGUAAAAGUACCUGAAAACUACUUGAAAACUAAAAACGUGGAUGAAUCGUGAAUGUGUCUGAUUCAUCAGCUGAUACGUUGCCACAGAAACUAAAUCUGAAUAAUGAACUGAAAUGUGAUUGGUCGUUGACCUCAGGGACAUCUGUGGCAGACUCCGCCUCCAACAGAGGUUGUUGACCUCUCGUCCUCAGGUGGGGCAGACAGUGGGUGGGCGGAGCUUCCUGUUGAGGUGACAGCUGAGUUGAGCAAUAACACAAACUGCAUCAUGUGACAUCAACAACAACGAUAAGUCUUCCUGCUUCUGUUUCAUCGACACGCCCCAGGUCGAUGAUGUGUCAGUGACUCCACAGAGUUCAGCAUCUCUGAUUGGCAAACACAGGACUGACCAGAUCGUCCAAUCAGAGUCUCCUGAUGUCCAGUUGAAUGUUUAGAAGAAACCCAGUAAGUGAACCUUUGAGUGGCAGGAGUCAGUUCCUGAUGAAUCCUGAAGGACGACCUCUGAGUCCAGGUGUCCGCCUUCCAGACUCCGCCCACCAGCUGUGUACAAACCUCACGACGGGGGAGCUGAUUGGCUGAUUCUGCCCCAAUCUCACAUGUGUUGAAUCACAGAUCAAUGUUCAGUGUUUGAUUUUCAUAACCUCGGAUAUAAAACAAUUCCCAGAAAUCUCUGAGACUCACAGCUGGGGAAGCCAAUUGUCUCAGAAUAAUUAUUAUAAUCCAAGAAUCGCAGCAGUGAUUGGAUGACCUGCGCCCCCUGCUGUUCAUCAGCAGCAGAGCAGAAGACGAGAUGUGGCUCACUUCGUGUUUUAAUGUGAGUGUGGAUUCAGUUUGAUGAAGGAGUUGUUUACACAUGUUCUGACUUUUAGCCGCAGCUGAUUGGCCGCAGCUGAUCAGCUCUGCAGGAGACCAUGUGAUGGUUUUCAGGCCGCGACUGUUCCCAUCACCCCCCUCUGCUGGCUGAGUGAGGGUGACAUCUGAUGCCUGUUUCACAGCUGAUCUGAGACAUGUUCACAUGAAUCACGUUAUUGUGGUGGACACGUGUUCAUGUCGUUGACACGGAGGUCACAUGACCCUGAGCACGUCCACUAACUGCACUAAAGAUGAAUUCAUUCAGUCAGUUUCAAGUAGUUUAGUAUUGUGAGCACAAACACACACACACACAAACACACACAUUCAUGUUCAAGCUCCUGAAAAAACAAAUCAACAAAUCCUUAAUUGGGAUCAUGUGACUCCUGUCGUCAGGCAGAUUUCACAGCAGGAAAAAAAGAGUUUAAUUCAAACAUCAGAUAAACAUAAUGAAUGUUUGUUUUUUUAAGUUCUGGAAAUUACCUUUGACUUUUUUUAUUCAAAAAAUCCAUCCCAUAAUUAAUAAAUGUACCUGUAAAUUAGUUAAAAAAGCAUUAAUGAAAUUAUUUCAAUUAAAUAUCACAAUAAAUAUUUGUUUAUUGAUCAGCUCAUGAUUUUAGAUUGAAAGGUUGUGUGUACGAUUCAGGUGAAACGAUCUUUUGACAGAAAGUGAAUAUAAAGUAAUCCUAGUAAUGAUUUCACUAGUGUUUCAUCUAAAUUGUACGAAUUGUUUUAUCUACCCUAGAAUGAGCCUUUAUAUUUUUAUACUUUAUAAUUAAAUACUUUGUCUCCAUCGGGAGCGGCUCCUCUACGAAGGCCGCUAUGUUUUUUACAGUAGCCCAUAGUGGACAAACUACACCUUUUGAGUUUCUUUGACAACUGAAGCUACCACAGGUUCUCUUUUAUAUCCUGAAGGGGGGUGUGAGCUGAAGGGUGUUCAGUGGCAACAUGACAAUUCACCACUAGAUGUCACUACCUUUGGCACGAUGAACCUUUAAAAUCGACCGGUUCACAACAACCUUUACUCUGUGUGAAGUGACAUUAGUUAGAAACGAGUCGUUUUAAUCCUCCACAAUAAAACGUUUGACAUGUUUACUGGUUGUCAAAGAUCAUGUCAUCCAAUCAAAACCUGUGUUACAGGAUCAGCGUAGCUACAACUGGAAUGUUUGCAAGACACAGAUUAUUAAAUGAACUCUAACUCAUAGGGUAAUGUAAUAGUUAUUUUAUUUUAUCUCGGACCUGAUUAAGCUGACAUAAGCAAUGCUACUUUUCAUGUAGUCUGGCUAACGUUAGCAUGUUUUGAUGUUGUUAGUGAUUCUGUGAAUUUUCACAUCGUAAGCAUUAAGAUAAAAAAUCUGUAAAUAGGUCAGAUAUUAGCAAGCUAAUGUUACCUCUGUCAGUUGGCAACACAACCGUUAGUGUGUUCAGUAAUAUUUCAAUUUAAUUUUUUUAUCAUCCAUCACAAGAUAGAUCAUGGCCUUGUUCACACCUGGUUCACACCUGGUUCACACCUGGUAUGAACAUGUGGCCCCACACGUGUCUCGUGAUCCGAUCUCUAUCGGCUCAAUACAAACAUCAUUUCUGUUCACGAAAACCCAAAGAAGCAGAAAGAGGAAGAGAGAUGAGUCAGAAUGAAUCUGAAAAAAAGAUUUGAUCAGUUUAAUGAAAGUUUGAUUCAUUAUCAGCUGAUCAGUGUUGAUAUCCACAUGUUAGUUCCAGGUGUGUACGGGGCCUGUGUGAAGGAUCUUUAUAUAUUAUCUAUUAUUUAUAUAUUAUAUAAGACCUGAGAAACAAAACAGUUAGAUAUUUAAGUUCUAUCAGACCGUUAACAAUCAAAAUAAUGCCAGUGAUGUUUUUAGAUGUAAUGACAUUAGAAAUGAUAGCAGCACCAGUUGAUAUAAUAGUAGUUGAGUUUGUAUCUGGACCUGGAUCGUGCAGCAGGGGAGAAGAAGAUGAAAGAAGUUCUCGAUCUUAGAGAAUUAGAUCCGAGUGAAUACUAAUGAUUUAAUAUAUAGAUAUUUUUUGUGGUUAUUAAAGUUUUUGAUGAGCUGCUGCAACAACCAAUAGGAGGAUAUUAUGGUAUUCAGCAUUCAAUAUUGUACAGACAUCAAGCCAUAGACUAUUUAAUAAUUAAAAUAUUUUUUCUUUUAUUUCAGAGGUUGUCAAACUUUUGGCUCAGUCAGUUUAACGUAAUCGUAUUUUUUGUCGUUAUUACAUUUAUUCUUUUGUCCCGAUUAAGUUUUUAUAAAACACGGAUGUUGAAAAAAUAUUGUUUAUAUUGUUGAAUUGAACUCUUUAUUUCCUGCUGACCAAUAAACUGCCUCAAUUACUAACCAAUCAGCACGCAGAGGGGAAGCUCUGCCUAGUUGGCAGGUGAGUCACGGUUGAGGCUCCAACCAAUGGAGUCACGUUACCACAUCGUACAGAGUAAUGUAUUCAUACUUUUUAAUAAGUUCUAGCAGUAACGUCAUGAACCAAUCACAGACAAAUAAACAUCAUUUCUACGACACGAUUCGUUUCAUCUUGAGUUUGAUUCAUUUUACUCUGAUCGUUGAGAUUCAAUUUAAUUUGUAAUUAACGUUUAAACAACAAACCUGUUAACAUUGUUAGCUUGUUACUCUGAGGCUGCAAAGCAUUUUGGGAAACUGCUGGUGCUAUUAGCAUUGGUUAGUAACCUGGUUAUUAAUGGGCAAGAUACUGAACCCCAAACUGCCCCUAGAUGCACUGUGUGGAUGUGUGAGUGUAAAACUGUAAAGUGCUUUGAUUGGUCAUCAGGACUAGAGAAGAUCAUGAGAUAUUCAGACUAUUUACCACAUUCAUUUGUUUAGCUUUAGUUCUGGGUCGUCAUGGUUACCACAUGUUAAUAAACGUGUCAUCUGGGGACAGUGUGAAUAAAGUUUGAAUGAUGGACGCCUCCACAAAGAACUUUUUCUUUUCUUCUGGGUCCAUUUUUUAUAUUUAUCAUUUCUUAUGUAUCUUAUUGUUUUAUAAGAAAAAUAAAAUGUAAAGUUUAAA
Molecule: messenger RNA, 6818 nt
Organism: Platichthys flesus (European flounder)
Lineage: Eukaryota; Metazoa; Chordata; Actinopteri; Pleuronectiformes; Pleuronectidae
Gene: slc44a1b
Product: solute carrier family 44 member 1b
Exons: 16
Coding region: 125-2182 (685 amino acids)
Biological process (GO): transmembrane transport
Cellular component (GO): membrane
Molecular function (GO): transmembrane transporter activity
Source: RefSeq, a predicted model, not a curated record